AGCGGCGGCCCUGCCCCUCCCAUUUGAUUAGUGAUGCCGCUCGGAGCUCCGCCUUUCACCGGCAGGUCGCUGUUCUCCCGGAGGAGGGGGCGUGCCCGGCCUGGGCGGUUCUGACAAGACAAUAACAGCGAACCCCGGGGCUGCCGUGAGAGCGGAACCCGCCCGUUUGGAGAAUACGAUACCCAGGGGACGGCUCGGCUGUGGACUGAAGGUUCACUUUGCUGGCCGGUCAUGGAAGAUUGACAAGACAACUGUUACGUAUGCGGGUGGAUGAACUUCUCUCCUUUCUGCAUAUAUCCACAACUAAUACAUGUGCAACACGGAUAACAACCUUUCCUUUUUACUGAAUUCCUGCUGAAUGAAUGUGGAUGACUACAGAAAAACACAUACGGAGUGUAAAAACCUGACACGUGAUAUUCUUUGUGGUGAAGGGGUUUCAGAUCUUUAAAAAAAGGAAAACAUCUUUUCAACAUGCUCUUGCAUGACAGCUGAUUCUGCUUCAGGCUGCCGCUGUUCUUUCUCUAGCCCUUACUAGUCCUAGUGGGUGAUGUCUGAGCGUUUCUAAAAGAUCCUAACAUUCGGCUAGCAGUUACCAGAGAGACUUCUUUAACAAACAGCUAUGGAUGACUAUGACAUAAGGUCUGCUGCCAGUAUACUGGCUUCUGUGAAAGAGCAAGAAGCCCGUUUUGAGAGGCUGACCCGAGCUUUAGAAGAAGAACGUCGUAAUGUCUCCCUUCAACUUGAACGUGCCAGUGUACCCUCUGAAAGAAUGAGCGUGUGCAACAUUGGCAACGGGCAACCGCUACCCACUGCCUGGCAACAGCUAGUUCUGCAGGAGCAAAGUCCCAGUAACCAGACAUCGAUUGCCAUGAUGCAAGAACCUCCAGAGAUGCUGGAAGAGACAGUUACAGUGGAAGAAGAUCCUGGAACACCCACCUCCCAUGUGUCCAUAGUCACAUCAGAGGAUGGGACCACGAGAAGGACAGAAACCAAGGUUACAAAGAUGGUUAAAACAGUCACUACAAGAACUGUGCGUCAAGUGCCACUUGGCCCUGAUGGGAUGCCUGUUCUUGAUGCUUCAUCUCCAAUCAGUGGUUACACUGAUUCUAUUGACAGAAGAUACAUGAAAAACGGGGAGCGUUUUAUAACCCCUCAGGCUACUUCAACUUUGACUAGGUCCUACAACAACAGUUACAAUGAUUCUUAUGGCGAUCCCCAUGAGGCCCCAUACCGACCCUUCAUGGCACAUGAAGGUUAUGGAGACAUGCCUGAUAACUAUGGAAGCCUGUCCCGUGGAAUAAAUUACCGCCCUCGAUAUGCUUACACUCCAGGAAAUAGCUAUCGCCCUGAAGAUGGCAGUUAUACCCUCCCAAGCCGUAGGGAGAACUAUGUUCCUAUUGCGCAGCCCCAAGUGCCAAUUGGAAGUAGUGUGGACCUAAACCGUUCCCAACCAGAGCGUUUCCAGCCAGAGCCAUAUGGUCUAGAGGAUGAUAAUCGUAGUCUUGGAGCAGAUGAUGAAGGUUAUGAGAUAGAUCCAGAUUAUUCAACAAUGAACAGAAGAGUCCUUCCUGGCAUGCCUCUCACUGGCAGACCCCACAAAGCAAGGACUUAUGAUGACCCCCUGGAGUCAGAACUGAUUGAGGAGAGAAUCCCUUACCUUCACGGUGGCUAUGCAGCACCACUGGCUCAGCCUGAGAGAGGAAGCCUUGCCAGCAUAGACAGACUAGGAAAACGCUCACCAUCCAUCGACAGCAUCCGUAAAGAUCCACGAUGGAGAGAUCCUGACCUUCCUGAGGUUAUUGCAAUGCUUAAUCAUCCCAUUGACCCAGUCAAGUCCAAUGCAGCUGCCUAUUUGCAGCACUUGUGUUAUGAAAAUGAUAAAAUAAAAAAAGAGGUAAGGCAUCUCAAAGGUAUUCCUAUUCUCGUGGGCCUAUUAGACCAUCCAAAGCCUGAAGUCCACAGAAAAGCCUGCGGAGCCCUCCGCAACAUUUCAUAUGGAAAAGAUAAUGAGAACAAAGUGUCAAUCAAGAACUGUGAUGGUAUUCCUGCUUUAAUACGACUUCUGAGGAAGACAAAUGACAUGGAAGUGAGAGAGCUCAUAACAGGAACCUUAUGGAACCUGUCCUCAUAUGAACCCUUAAAGAUGGUGAUCAUCAACCAUGGUCUCCAAACUCUUACUAAUGAGGUGAUUAUCCCUCAUUCUGGCUGGGAGAAUGAACCAAAUGAGGACUCCAAGCCUCGAGAUGCAGAGUGGACAACAGUGUUUAAGAACACUUCUGGCUGUUUAAGGAAUGUCAGCUCAGAUGGUGCUGAAGCCCGAAGAAGGCUGCGUGAGUGUGAUGGGUUGGUGGAUGCCCUGCUACAUGCCCUCCAGUCUGCAGUUAGCAAAAAGGACACCGACAACAAGUCUGUUGAAAAUUGUGUGUGCAUCAUGCGCAACCUCUCAUACCAUGUCCAUAAGGAGGUGCCAGGAGCAGACAGAUUCCAUGACUUGGACAGCACUCUCCAAAGUGGGCUUGGUGGACAGCAAAAGAAAAAGAAGGAUGAUGCUGGCUGCUUUGGAGGCAAAAAAGCUAAAGAGGAGUGGUUUAACCAAGGAAAAAAGAAUGGGGACAUGGAUAAGAACUUUGACACUCUUGACUUGCCAAAACGUUCUGAAUCUGCAAAAGGAUUUGAACUUUUGUACCAGCCAGAGGUUGUGCGUCUCUACUUAUCCAUACUGACAGAAAGCCAGAACUACAACACCUUAGAAGCAGCAGCUGGAGCAUUGCAGAAUCUUAGUGCUGGCAACUGGACUUGGUCUACCUACAUCCGUGCAACAGUCCGUAAGGAGAGAGGCCUGCCAGUGCUAGUCGAAUUGCUUCAGUCCGACUCUGACAAAGUAGUGAGGGCUGUUGCCAUAGCUCUGAGGAAUCUUUCUAUGGACCGACGCAACAAAGACUUGAUUGGCAAUUAUGCCAUGGGACAGCUGGUCCGAAACUUGCCUGGAGGGCAACAGCGUCCUGCUAAGAACCUGGAAGAAGACACUGUGGUUGCUGUGCUGAACACUAUCCAUGAAAUAGUCACAGACAGCUCUGAAAAUGCUCGAUCCCUCAUCCAGACACAGGGAAUUGAAAAACUUAUCACUAUAAAUAAAUCCAGUCAGUCUCCUAGAGAGGUGAAAGCUGCCUCCCAUGUCCUACAGAUGAUAUGGAGCUACAAGGAACUCCGAAAUGCUCUUCAGAAAGAAGGGUGGAACAAAACAAACUUUCAGUCUGCCACUUCAUCACUGCCAAAGGGAUCCAAAGGUAAUGGAAAGUCUGGAUUUGAUGACAGCACACUUCCUCUUGUGGAUAAAAAUCAAGGAAACAAGAAGUCUGGCAGUCGUGACAUGAUCCCCAUGGGGGAACUUGGCCCUGAUGGAUAUUCUACUAUUGAUCACAGAGACAAAGAACGCAAAUACAGAUCCAAUGAAAACAUGGGAGAUCUGUCAGAGAAAGAGCCCUUAAAGAAUGACUCAAAUAAGAAACACAUUACCCGGAGUAACAGGCCUACUGUCAAUCUGGUGGAUGCACGCGACACUAAACCGCAGCCUGUUGACUCCUGGGUCUAAUUUUGCAUGCAUGGGAUAAUUAUGUGGUGAUUCUUUUUGAGAAGACAUUUUUUUAUGUUAAUAUUUUUUUUCCAAACCAAGAAUCAUUCAUUUUUAAUAUACAUGGAAGAUAUCAUUGCCCACCACUGCCAUAACGUUUUCACAGGAGGACCAUUUUGGUAAGAGACUGGAUGAAAACUGCCAUCUGCUGUGACUGAGAACCAAACUAUGUGAUCAUCGCCAAAAACCGCUGUUGCUUAAUUUUACUUCAGAACUGAAUCUUUUUUAGUACAUAUGUAUAGUAUAUAUUCAUAAAGUAACAUUCCCUUUAAAGCUUCCUGCACCUUGCGCCAUUUGAAGAAUAAUCACCUUUCAAAAUGGAAAGUUGUGAUGGUGCAGCUCAUAGGACUAAAAGGUGAAAAGAAGGGAAUUGUUUUUAUUGGACAAGAUUCCUGCACGAAAAGAAAAAAAAAGCCACAAAACUUUGAGGCAUUGACUUAAAUUGAGCACUUUUUCCUUUUCUUUGGUUUUCUGUUUGCUGCCUCCGCUUGAACUGUGAAAAAAAAAUGUUUUGUGGUCUGAGGUGGAUAUAAUUUUAUUUUCUUGCUAUAAAGUGAUGGAAAUACCAUAAGGAUUGUGGUUUUCACCGGGGUGGAAUAAGAUGUAAGUUGCUGCAUGGAAUGAGAAAGUGGAGAAAAAACAAUUGUUAGAUACCGUCUGUGCUGUAGACCCUGAUGGUUUUAUCCUUUUAGAAAGUAUCUGAAUGUGAUGUAAGGCUUUUCACACCGGUAAUAGAGCUCUCUCCCCAAGUCAUCUCUGCGUCCUGACUAUGGAAUGUGUUUUAAAGACUGGCAUCGUUCGGCCAAAUACUCAACCUUUGCUGGACUUUUACUCCAAAAUGUGCAUGUCAUUAACUGGAAUGCAGUGUGAGCUCAUACACCUACAUACGUUAUUUUACACAUGGUCCACAGUGGUUUGUACAUUAGAAAAAUUAUAUAUAUAUAUAUAUAUAUAUAUAUUUUAACUUUAGAUUACUACAGCUGUUUUAUCCAGAGCCUGCAGCUACAGUACAUUUCUCUCUGGUUGCAAUUUGUGUGCAGACUAUUCUGCUGUACGAUCAUUUUGCCUUUUAUCUUGUGCUUUCUCUCUUCAUUCACUUCACAACAAGAUUUCAAGGACCGACCAACCAUCUACGAACUCUCCGGAAGUCUUUUUCCUUUUCUCAUCUUGCAAUCACCUCAACUGUUUUAAGACCUUUUGCCAUGAUCGCAUUGCUGCAAUUCUAAUCCUUUGAUUAAAAUAAGGAAUUACGUUUACUGUUGAAUUUUAAUGUAUUUUCAGUAGGUGCUCAAACAAAUCUGUUACAAAGGGUGGGGUGUGCAUUCUUUUCUUGUGUUUGCAGGGAUGGGACUGGAUUUUUUUACAUUAAUGUAAUAUUUCCUGCUGUACUAAACUCAAUGUGCAUAGAUGUUUUAUUGGAUGUAAAAAAAAAAAAAGCAGUCAAGAUCAUCCUACCGGUUGCCAUCUGUUAGUGUGAGUUGUAUGGGGUCAGUCUGUACCCUUGUAAUUCUUAAAUCGAUUCCUGAGAUCCGAGGUGAACGCAUUCAAUUUAUCUGAUUUUGGUGCUUCAAAUUGUGUACCUGGUCUGAAUGCAGAAUCACAGUUUCACUACCUACUACAGAAUGGUUACCAUCUCGGGGUAUCACCCAGUCCUUAUAUAUGGUUUCGUAAACUAAACAAUCAUUGAUUCUGUAUACACAGUGAAAUGCUAGCGACACAUCUCACUUACAUUUUUGUAGCCUCAUAUAUUGUCUUAGGAUAUAUAAUGAUAUACUUUCAAGAGGACUUAGAAACUAUUUCUGAGUCUUACACUGUAAAUAUAUAUCUGAAGAGCAAAACUAAUCUGCAUUCUUAACAUCUGUAUAAUAGAUGAAGCAUUUUCUAAGUGACGGUUAAUAUCUUUAGCAUUCUUUCUGUGAACAGUGGAUUUUGCGCUGCCUUUGCCAUGCAGGGUAGUUAUCAUAUGUGGUUGCUGAGCUCUUGAUUUUAGCGAAUUCAAAUAGAGACAUUUGAACAAUCUCAGUCCAUUUAUCCAAGCGGUCAUAGGGUAGAAAACAACUAUUUCAAUUUGGUUAGAUCUAGUUGUAAAAAAACAAAAAAAAACUCUACUACUUUCAAAAGGAGUUAAAUCUUACAAGCUGCCUGUAAUAACCUGGCCAGAGGGUAUAAUGCUAUUUUCAUGACCAUUUGUAGAUGGUAUAUAGGAUCUCCAAAGAUGAGGUCUGUGGAGUCACAUGAUCAGUUCUCUGCAAACAUACAUUUAAGUUUAAGGAGCUAACUAUAAUUCAUUCAAAUUGGUUCUUAAUUUUUUUUUUCUUUUUGUGGGGACAUACCGUUGUACAUAUUUGUUUAUAUCUAAGUUUGUCACAAGUGCCAUUCUCAAUGUCCUGAGAACUGAUGGGCAAAAAGUAAGCCUAGCGCAACAGACCUUUGGUUAUAUAGUACUCAUAUGCAUAUUGGAAGAAGUAAUUUGAGAACACAAAUAGGUGCUAUGCUAUUGAACAAUAGGUGCUAUGCAUUUGUCUUGCAAUUGUGGUAAUGAACUUGAGAUGGCAACCAGACAUCAUCCAUUGAUGAUUUUUUAUCUAGACUACAAUCUCAUCUGUACAAUUUCUACAAGUUCACAUACUAGAGGUUACAGUCAGGAAAGGGCUGGCUUUUAUACAGUAUUUAUUAGGAUUAUAAGGAUUGAACACCUCCCUUUUGAAGUCUGAUUUCCUUUCUUUAUAGGAAGAACCUUUAUAUAUGUGCAGAGUCUUCAUUUUAGCCUAAUACAAAGCAAUGCUGUUUAGUCAGCUACAGUUUAUUACAGGUGGAUAGUGUAAACUGUUUAGUGAUGUCAGCCGAAGACUGCAUAGCUGUCGUUACGAAAGAUAAAUAUAUGGUGGAAAUGAACAUGGUUUUAGAAAGUGUGUGGUUACAGUUAACGUGUAUAGAUGAAUAUUACUAGCUGCGUGUAAUAAGCCCCAAUGACAGACUGCAAGACAGUUUUAACCUCUAUAAGUGAACAAUCAUAAAAACAUGGCAGAAUUAGAAAAAAAAAAUGAGUAAUCCUUUUAUGAUAAAAGUAUCGGCCUUUUCUUUAUACUUGUAUUGGAUCUUCUACUUAGUUUGGCUCAUCAACACUGCCACAAGAAAACAUGCGCAAUGCUAGUCUUAGGGUAUGUACACGGUAUGUACAUUUACUUAUUUGCAGUUCUGAACCGCAGUCAGUUUGUGGGGUCCUGCCCCGAAGUUACCAGCUUUAGACUAUGUUCACACUGCGGAAUUCUGGAGGAACAUUCUGCUUUGAAAUUCUACAUUGAGUCCUAUUGAUUUAAGUAGGAUUCUUUUGCACUGUGCACAUGGCGGAAUUUCUGCGGCAGAUGUUUCUGCACGGAAAUCCCUAUUCCGGUGUCCACAGAAACAUUAAACUGGUUCAAUGUUUCUGUGGAUUCCCGUAUUUUCCGGGCAAACAUUCCGCCCAUUUUCGGCCGUGUGAAGGUGGCUUUAGAGUGGAACCACGAAGAAAGAAGGGUCAUGUCACUUUUUCACAUGUUUGCCUCGGGUACUGUUAAGGUACACAGCACAGGCUCCAUGACUCAACCCUGUUGCCAGCAGUUUGAUAUUGACACUGCUGUGGGCAAGUUCCCUUAAGAAUAUAUUUACAAGUGCUGUAUAUGCUGUGGAUUAUAUAAAGUAUUAUUGUGAAUAUAGCCUUAAAGUAAACCACCUUGGAUUUUGACGUGUAAAAUGGCAUGCUUUCCAUGUUGAAAACCACACAGUUAAUGGCAUGGAACCACUCCCUAAGGUUGGUUUCAUAUGAGCAUAAAACUGGCUAUUUUCACCAAAUUUUGCCCUACUGUUUUCAUUGAAUAUAUGUACAAAGUUUUACAUUUUCCAUCUUUUAUAUUUUUCUUUUUAGAUAGGUUGUGUGGCUGCAAUAUUUUUUACCAGUAAGUAAUUUUAGUGUUUCUUAUUAGUCAUGUAUCUGCAGGUGCUGUUCUGUUUAGGGAAUACACUGCUCAAAAUAAUAAAGGGAACACUUAAACAACACAAUGUAACUCCAAGUCACUCACACUUCUGUGAAAUCACACUGUCCACUCAGGAAGUAACACUGAUUGACAAUCAAUUUCACAUGCUGUUGUGCAAAUGGAACAGACAACAGGUGGAAAUUAUAGGCAAUUAUCAAAACACCCCCAAUAAAGGAGUUGUUUUCAGGUGGUGACCACAGACCACUUCUCAGUUCCUAUGCUUCCUGGCUGAAGUUUUGGUCACUUUUGAAUGCUGGUGGUGCUUUCACUCUAGUAGUAGCAUGAGACGGAGUCUACAACCCACACAAGUGGCUCAGGUAGUGCAGCUCAUCCAGGAUGGCACAUCAAUGCGAGCUCUGGCAAGAAGGUUUGCUGUGUCGGUCCGCGUAGUGUCCAGAGCAUGGAGGCGCUACCGGGAGACAGGCCAGUACAUCAGGAGACGUGGAGGAGGGCAACAACGCAGCAGCAGGAUCGCUACCUCUGCCUUUGUGCAAGGAGGAGCACCGCCAGAGCCCUGCAGAAUGACCUCCAGUAAGCCACAAAUGUGCAUGUUUCCACUCAAAUGGUCAAAAACAGACUCCAUGAGGUUGGUAUGAGGGCCUGACGUCAACAGGGGGGGGGGGGAUUGUGCUUACAGCCCAACACCGUGCAGGAUGUUUGGCAUUAGCCAGAGAACACCAAGAUUGGCAAAUUGGCCACUCGCUCCCUGUGCUCUUCACAGAGGAAAGCAGGUUUACACUGAGCACAUGUGACAGAGUCUGGAGAGGCCAUGGAGAACGUUCUUCUGCCUGCAACAUCCUCCAGCAUGACUGGUUUGGUGGUGGGUCAGGAAUGGUGUGGGGUGGCAUUUCUUGGCACCGCACAGCCUUCCUUGUGCUUGCCUGAGGUAGCCUGACUGCCAUUAGGUACAGAGAUGAGAUCCUCAGACCCCUUGUGAGACCAUAUGCUGGUGCGGUCGGCCCUGGGUUCCUCCAAAUGCAAGACAAUGCUAGACCUCAUGUGGCUGGAGUGUGUCAGCAGUUCCUGCAAGAGGAAGGCAUUGAUGCUAUGGUCUGGCCGGCCCGUUCCCCUGACCUGAAUCCAAAUCUAGGACAUCAUGUCUCGCUCCAUCCACCAACAUCUCAUUGCACCACAGACUGUCCAUGAGUUGGCGGAUGCUUUAGUCCAGGUCUUGGAGGACAUCCCUCAGGAGACCAUCCACCACCUCAUCAGGAGCAUGCCCAGGCGUUGUAGGGAGGUCAUACGGGCACAUGGAGGCCACACACUACUGAGCCUCAUUUUGACUUGUUUUAAGGACAUUACAUCAAAGUUGGAUCAGCCUGUAGUGUAGUUUUCCACUUUGAUUUUGAGUGUGACUCCAUAACCAGAACUCCAUGGGUUGAUAAAUUUGAUUUCCGAUCAUUUUUGUGUGAUUUUGUUGUCAGCACAUUAAACUAUGUAAAGACUAAACUAUUUUAUAAUUAGUUCAUUCAUUCAGAUCUAGGAUAUGUUAUCUUAGUGUUCCCUUUCUCUUUUUUGAGCAGUGUACAUCUCUUCCUCUUUGAUCAUGGUCAUUGAGUUUCUAUGUGACCCAGGCUUUAUAGCUGCUUAGGUUCAAGUUAUAAAGUUAUACUCACAUUGAGACCGUGGCAAUCCUUUAUUCCAAGACCCUACCCAAAAACCUUAUCAUUGCAUUAGUUGAGCCAGAGAUUUCCAUGGGGACCAAGGCUUUAUACUUUGAAAAAGUGUUGAUUUAUUAUGUUCACUAAUGGUCAUGUACACUUAUUUUUUUUUUCUUGCAUUAAUGUUGCAAGAAAUUCUGGACUUUGCUCUCUGUUACCAAACUUUGGCAGCUACAGUUUAUUCCAGGAAAGAUCACCGGAGAAUAUUAGUAACUCAAAGCAAACAUGUUUGUAGCUAUCAUGUGCCUUAAACAAACUUUCAUGAUAGGUAUAAGCAAAGAAAAAGAAGUCUGUAGAAGGUUUUAUUAUCCUCUCAUUCUUUGCAGCAUUAUAUUAAACCAGUGGGUUUCUUGAACUGCAUUUAGACUGUAAUAUAAUUCUUAAGAGGUAAACAUUGAUUUUAAAGUAAUGGUUAGGUGAAAAGUGUUUUUUCUUAUUUUCUCCCAAAGUGAUAUAUAAUCAGAAUCAAAGAUUGAGUUAAGAUAAUGUAUAUUCUAAAAAUCCCUGGCAAAAAUUCUGGAAUUGGAGUAUGUUCAUCUAGAUUUGUUUUACUUUAUAGCAAAUAAACAAACCACAAAUAUGACACAAAAUGUUUAAUUUUGUAUUUAUUAAAAUAAUUUCAUUUGUUUGCGUUGUUUCAUUAAUGGCAUAUCCAUUUUUAAUCCAGAUCAGGUAAAGAAUUAAAUUAUGGAAUUAUGGACUUAUUUAAUUUAAUUAUGAGGGAAAAAACCUAAAUUGCCAUUUGUUAAUAUUUUGAAAUGUUUGAAAAUAUUUUAGAAAUGCACUUUAAAAAUCUUAAAGGGGUACUUCACUGGCCAACAUUCAAAACAUUUAGUUCUGAACGCAGUGUGCAUGCUGCGGGGGUCGUCACUACCCCUCCCAUAGACUCGCAUUGAGGGGCGUGGUCUGACAUCACGAGGGGGCAUGGCCAACCCCCGCAGUGUGCACACAGCGCUCGGAACUCAAUGUUCCCAAUGCUGGCCAGUGGAGUACCCCUUUAAAUUUCUAAUUGAUCUACACUUAAAGGGGAAAAGGAAAUUCUUACGGAACUUACUGAAAGACUUGACAAAUAGAAAGAUAACAAGAGAGUUGUGAAGUAAAAGAAAGAUAAAGGGAUUAUAGCAUUAAUUUGAGAUGGAAAUCCAACAAUGGCUAUGAAAGAAGAUAUUGGUUGUUGUGAGUAUAAACAGAUUGGUAAGGCUAUAAAAGGAAUACAUACAGGUAGAUCAAUGGAAAUUGUCAAAGUGACAGGAAAAAGCAGCUGAAUUAAACUUCAUGUAUGAAAGGCUCUGUCUGAGUGUUGCUUUGGAAGAGAGGCAGAUGAAAGAGUUGUAAAGCAGGAGUUUGAGAUAGCUGUGAGUGUUACUUUCCUUACAUUGUAGGGAGUUUAAACUCACAAGGUCUACUGAGAAUGUAAUUGUUACUGUCUGUUUUUGGCUGUUAAUCUGUGGAAUCCCCAUAACUAGAUGGUCUACAUGUUGGAAAAUGCAGUCCGGUGUACAUCUUGCACGAUGUAUGCAAUCCUGGAACAGCAGUUUGAGGGUGCAUAUUGUUGUGCGAGAUGUGUGCUAGUUGUUAAUUUGGAAGCCCAGAUCCUGGAUCUAGAGGAGCAACAUGCAACACUGAGACGCAUUGACAACUUGGAGAGGAGUAUCCUGCUCACUGAGCAAUUACUUUCUGAGGUAGAGGUGGGGGAGGAUAGUGGGAUGGAGAUUCAGGACAGUCAGGCAGCUAGCUGGGUUAUAGUUAGAAAAUGAGGUAGAGGGAAAAAAUGUCAGGGAGGCUAGUCCAUUUCAGAGCUAGCAGUACUGCAGCAGGACUCUACCUCUGACUGCCAGGGGGGUGUCUACUCCAGAAAGGAGGAGUCCAGGGCAGGCCAGACAGGUACUGGGGGACUCUAUUAUUAGGGGGACAGACAGGGUGAUCUGUCACAAAGACCGGGAUCGCCAAACAGUGUGUUGCCUACCUAGCGCUAGAAUUCAGCACAUCAGGAAUCGGGUUGACAGGUUGCUGGGUGGGCCGAAGAAGACCCAAGAGUCUUGGUACAUAUCGGCACCAAUGACAAAGAGGUAGGUGGAGUGUCCUCAAAAAUGAUUUCAGGGACUUGGGCCGCAAGCUUAAGGCAAGGACCUCCAAGGUAAUAUUUUCUGAAAUAUUACCUGUACCAUGAGCCACACCAGAGAGGCAGCGGGAGAUUAGGGAGGUAAACAAGUGGCUCAGAAGCUGAUGUAGGAUGGAGGGGGUUUGGGUUCAUAGAGAACCAGGCCAACUUCUGUCGGAAACCAGCUCUACCAUAGAGAAGAGCUGCACCUCAAUGGGGAGGGUGCAGCUGUGCUUGGGAGAAGAUGGCUAGAAGGGUGGAGG
This is a messenger RNA of Hyla sarda, 11669 nucleotides long. RefSeq names its product ARVCF delta catenin family member (gene ARVCF). Bases 620 to 3592 code for a protein of 990 amino acids. The record is from RefSeq and is a predicted model, not a curated record. Gene Ontology annotation, molecular function: cadherin binding. The transcript has 24 exons. Gene Ontology annotation, biological process: cell-cell adhesion; cell-cell junction assembly. Lineage: Eukaryota; Metazoa; Chordata; Amphibia; Anura; Hylidae. Gene Ontology annotation, cellular component: cytoplasm; nucleus; adherens junction.